Owenia fusiformis is the source of this 2387-nucleotide messenger RNA. Lineage: Eukaryota; Metazoa; Annelida; Polychaeta; Sabellida; Oweniidae. The record is from the annotation of a GenBank genome assembly.
AUCGCAUUUGAGAAGAUCUUAUUGUCAUUGAGAAGCAUAGAAAGUGUUUUUCUUAUGCGUAAAAUACUUUCAGAGAUAUUGCCACUAAUGUGAGUCAAUCACUUGACCUCUAAACAUUAGCGCAUUGAUAUAUGCGCAGAGCCGGUGUGAGUAGGCCAGUUGCUUUAUUAAUUCAUUGGCCUCUGAACAGCGGGCUUUUCAUGUUCUUCAACUUGUCGUCAAGACGUACAGUUCAGCUCUCGGAUAUACCCUAUGAAAUAUUAAGUUUGGAUAUUGUCAGCGACAUAACUAAGAAGUGAUAAGCUUGCCACCAUUUGUGUUCACACAGAAUCAAAAUGCCUGUUCGGACAGAUCAACGUGACGUUGGAUAUGAUUUCUUUCAAAACAACCAUGAUGAGAAUUUGGAACUUUACCCCACAUCUUCAGCAUCACACCCAAGCGAAGAUAUCUGGAAAAAAUUUGAGCUGAUCCCAACUCCACCAAGUUCUCCUCAAAGAGAAGACUCGGAUUACUGGGAUGACACUGAAGCAAAACGUCAUAAGCUUGUUACAAGUCUUGUUGAUGGCCCAUCAAAUGAAGAUGACUUCUUGUCUCAAAGCCUUGUAUUAGGUGACUUUGAAUUUGCUGGACUAUCUAAGAACCUCCAGGCAAAUGUUAUUAAGGAUUGCAUGUGGACAUGUAAAGAAGACACCCCCUGCCACCCUAAAGACACUAAACUUGCGUCAAAGUUCACCAUAAGAACAUGUCGUAGAGAUUCAGAGUCGAGCAGUAUAAGUACACGAGAUGAUUCAGACUGUGUCGAUCCUUUGGCCGUGUUUCCAUACUCUGUCAGUCGAGAUAUCAGCAGUAGAGACAGUUUGGGAACAGAAACACCUUCUGAUUCAGUAUUACACAUGGACUUCACUGCUGAAAAUAUUGAUGUCAUUCAGUUUCAACCUUUGCAGUCUGUUCAAGAAGAGGAAAUAGAUGUAGUGACAGUUGAGAAGAAGAUUCUACCUCCAGUAAAGAAACGCACACACCCAUCCCCGGAGGCUAUUAAACAGGCUUUAGCGGAACAUAGAGAGAUGCACAACUAUACACGCCCCUGUCCCCCCUCUCAGUCGCACAUGAAAGUCAGCCAAGGAAGGAUAACAAUAAAUGGAGUAAAACGCCCCUACUCUUCUGUAUCGAACUCUCAAUCAAAUAAAAAGUUGAAGAGAGACAAUAUUAACAUCAGUGACUUGAAAAGUGCUGUGAAAAGAUUACAUGGUGGCUACAACAGCAAUAGCAGUAGUCGAUCAAGUAGCAGAGCUAGCUCAGACAGUGAGGACUGUGAGCGCAGAUCGCAACAUAAUGUUCUUGAGCGCAAGAGGCGCAACGAUUUAAAAUCCAGUUUUCUAGGACUCCGUGAUAUGAUUCCUAAUCUGACUCAAAGUGAGCGUGCACCAAAAGUGAUCAUAUUAAAAAAGGCUGCAGAGUAUGUAUCUGGCCUUGCUAGGACUGAGUCUAGAUUGAAGGCUGAACUGAGGAGUGAAGAAUCACGUAAAGAUCAGUUACUGAAAAGGUUACAGUUUUUAAAAAGGAACUCUAAUAGCUCUUGGGAUUAUUAAAUAUAACGUGUAGUACUAUUAUCUUAUUAUUAUUAUUAGUGAUGGUGGUGGGAGAUACUGUUUCAGCACUGAUGUUUAUAAGAACUAGGCAGUCAUAUGUAAACAUUUUAAGACCUGGUUGCUUAGUACAUAUUUUUUGUACAUUAUCUAGAUGUUGAAAUUAGUCAUGUUCAUCAAUUGUGUUCAUUGUAAUAGUUAAGUUAACAUCAAAAGUAUGUUCUUUUUUGCGCCAAAAUUAGGCAUUGUGGGUAUCCAUGAGCUUGGUUAGAGAAACUGUGUUCACAUUUAGCUUGUCCGGGAGAUCUGAAGUAAGAUGUUACUUUGGUUAAAUGGAUUAGAUGUUUUAAAAGUUAAGACUAUGUGUUCAUAAUCAUAUUAACCUAAUGGUACUGCAAGCCAGUUAUUUCUUGUGUUCAAGUAAAAUACAUAUUUGUCAUGUAUUGAUGCAAUUCUCAUACCUUGUGUACUACAUUUUUAGUACUUUGUAUUUUUUGUACAGCACAUCUUUGUAAAUAUAUACAGCUACAGAUAUACAUUUAUUUUAUUUUUCAUACUAACCAUUGUAAAUUGAAAAUCUUAAAACUUGAAAGUUUUUUGAGGUUUGUACAUAUGUAUCAUAGCUAUUACUUUUGUAAAGUAAAAUUAUAUAAAAUAUAUUCUAUAUAUACAGUAUAGUUUGAAGAGGAGAUUAAUUUGCCUCCAUAGACUGGUAAAAGGAUAGUCAUAUUUAGUUUAUAUACGAUAUUGUAAUGAUUACUCCAGUGGAGUUACCACUCAGACAUAAUCAAGGAGAGUUAA